CUUAGACAUCAAAAACUCGUCCAUACAAGCAUAGUUCAGUGUGACAAUUCGAAUUCCCUGAUGAGCUCUCAGAAUAUACAAACAUGCAAUCUUUAUCAUUGUUCAAUAUCAAUGAUGGAUAUACGAUUAACAACCAUCGUUUUCUUCCGAUGAAAUACUUUAUUUUAUGGAAAUUUUAGACCGGAAGUAUUUUGACUGAAGGUGUGAAAUUUACCUGAAAUCCCUGGACCCGACAUCCGGUGGCCGAGAAGAAACGACAAAGCAAGGCUAGGGUUGAUUGUCAGAGCUGCGGCUGAAUGUGACCAAAACACUUCGGUUAAAAAGUAUACCUCAGUUGAAUAAUGCUUUUCAUUGACAGGUAGUACAGAAAAUGUAAAGAUAAAAAAUCUUUCUCUGACGAUUAAGCCUUAUUCGUGAGACAAUCAUCGAUGGCGACUUGCCAUUUGAUUUCAAAAUGCUGGAUGUUGACAUGGAUUUCUGUGCUCAUGUUGUCGUCUUCGAUUAUUUCAGGAGAAGAGCCACAACCAACAUCAAAAGAGCCAGGACCAGAGACAGAAGAACCAACUGGAAAACCAAUUAUGAGUUCACACAAGAGUAUUCAGCCUAGCUCAAUUAUUAAUUCUCAGAAAUCCUCUUUUGGUGGAUCUAAGACCUCAAAUAGUUUUAUGAUUCAAACAAGUUCACAGACAGUAUCAAGUAAUAAACCUAUUGUUCCAAGUACUUCACAUUCUUGGAGUUCUACAGAAAUUGUAAGCACAGUUAAGUCAAGGACUUUGUUUAGUAGUAGCAGCAUGUCUCCAUCAAGACAUGUUGCAUUUUCCAAAACAUCAAACUUUUAUAGUUCAUCUGAAGUGAGUUAUAGUCAGUCCAUAAAGGAAUCGUCAGUGAAAGUAAUAAUGACUUCCACAGUGUCUCCUAUGAGAACACACUCAACUACCAUCUCAUACAGAGCAUCAGAGAUCUCUGCAACAUCCAGUACUUAUUCAUCAACUGCUGACACUUCUACUUCUAUAUCACAUAGCAAAUCAUUGCUUUCUACAAGUUCUUUUAAUGUGGUGCAUCCAACAAAAUCAUCUUCUACAACUAUGAUUACAAGUAGUUUACAUGCUGCACCAAGCACAUCUUUGAGUAAAAGUAGCUUAUAUACUGUUGACAUGCUGUCAUCAGUGAUUUCUAAUUCAACAUCAUCUAUUGGUACUGUUAUUACUAGCAGCCCACUGUCUAUUAUUGCACCAACUACAACAUUAAAGAAUAGUCCUUCAAGUGAUAUGAUAUUGAGUAGUUUAUCAUCUGGUAUUAUAGCCAGUGUAGCAAUGACAAAGAGUAUGAAUAUAUCAACAUAUAUGGCAACAAGAAGUAUAUCAUCUGGUGUAUAUGCACCCAGUACAUCAAUAAAAACAAUAGUAAGUAGUAUAAUGUCUGACAUCAUACCCUACACGACAAAGCAAAGCGACACUGCAACAUCAAGUUCAGUAAGCAGUGAGGUGAAUGCAUCAACUUCAAGUCCAGGGUUAUCAAGUCAGAUAGUUGUUACUCCAUCUCCUUCCAUGCUCCAAACAUCAACUCUACCAUCAUCCACACCAUCAACCCGCACGCCAUAUUUAACUACUGCAAGAAGUUCAUCAUUGACUUCAAUAUCCUUUGAUGUAAGCUAUGUAGUUACACCAAUUGUAUCAUCAUCACCAGUAUCGUCAUCUUCAGUACUCCCCGUAUAUACCAGCACAACAAAGCAAAGCGACACUGCAACAUCAAGUUAUAGUUCAGUAAGCAGUGAGGUGAAUGUAUCAACUUCAAGUCCAGGAUUAUCAAGUCAGAUAGUUGUUACUCCAUCUCCUUCCAUGCUCCAAACAUCAACUCUACCAUCAUCUGCAACAUCAACUCACACGCCAUAUUUAACUACUGCAAGAAGUGUAUCAUUGACUUCAGGAUCCUCUGCUGUUAGCUAUGUAUCCUUUGUAACCUCUGUAAUUACACCAACUGUAUUGUCAUCACCAGUGCUCUCUGUUACUUCAGCUUUUAAAACUACUCCUACCUCAUCAUUUCUUCCAAUGUCCACAUCUGUUCUUCCAACAAUGCUGCCUCCAAAAGCACCCUCCUCACCCCCAUUAGAUGUUGCAGUCUACAACACAAGUACGACCUUCGUCAUCGUAUCAUGGAAGACACCACCAGAGGAAACACUCAAUGGAAAACUGAAUCAUUAUGAAGUCGAUGUACAAAAGAUUGACUCUUCUGCUUGUCAGGAAAAUGUCACAAAUACUUCUUUCAGUACACCACCAAGUUCUUCAGCUAAUAGUGUUAGCAGUAGCUAUGAUAGUCAAGUAAGUCUGGAACCUACAUCAAGUGUCAAGACAGUGCUUGCAUUGUCAUCUAGUGUGAAACCAACAGAACCAACAGGACCACCUAAGCCUCCAUUAAGCUUGACUGGUUUAAUUAAUGCUGGAUUAAACCUAAGUAAAACUAUUAACAAUCUAGAAGUGUUUACAUGUUAUGGGAUUAAAGUCAGAGCCUUUACAUCCUUACCUGGCCCAUGGAGUCCACUUGUACUAACAAGAACAAUGAAAUCGGAGCCAACAUUUCCACCUCAAAAUGUGACAGCUUCUACAAUGUCAUCAACAUCUAUUUUAGUACAGUGGUUGCCACCUCUUCACAUAUAUGGAGUUAUCAAGCAUUACAUUGUAGAAUACUUCAGUGCUACACAAAGAAAUAACAUAACUACAGCAGAUAAUUCAACAAGUCUUAACUUGACUUCAUUACUGCCAUAUACAACAUAUUAUGUGAGGGUUAGAGCUGUAAACGCUGCUGGUCCUGGUCCUCCUAGUGAAAACGUCACCAGCACAACACUGGAAGAUGCACCAAGUCCUCCAACUAACUUCACCAUCCAGAGUGUGAAUGCUACAAGUCUGUAUACAAGAUGGAGUCCUCCAAACAGACUCAAUGGUGACUCAGUAAAAUACAAACUGUAUUACAGACUAACAGCUCAUAACAAUAGUAAAGAUGCAGCGGCUUAUGAUGGUGAAAACACAGAGUUUGUUCUUACUGGACUACAAAAGUUAUCUAACUAUACCAUAAGACUGUUUGCAUAUAAUUAUGAGUUUCAUAGUCAAGAAUUUAGGGCCUUUGCAUUCACACUCCCCACUGUUGCCACAGAACCUCUUGGCCUCCAGGCAUGGAAUAUCAGUUCAACCUCAGUUUUUGUUACCUGGCAACCACCAAAGCAUAUCAAUGGCAUCCUUACAAAUUAUAAGGUAUUUUACAAACCUAACGACAGCUCAUCUAUCCCUGGGGAAGUUCUAACCAAUCUGUCAACUAAUAUAACUCUACAUUCAAUGCGUGUAUACACAUUGUAUAUCAUCUAUGUAUGCGCUGUUAUUGAUCAAGAAUGUGGUUUACGUGCAACUGUUUUUGUCAUGACUGGGGAAGGGGUUCCAAGUGAAGUACGUUCCUUCAGUCAAUAUGACAAAACAUCAACUACAGUGGGGUUGAAGUGGAAUUCCCCUGAGUAUCCUAAUGGACUCAUUGGUUAUGAAUUAUUGUAUGGCAAGUUGGCUGACUUCAAGUUGCUGAAAACACUAGAAACAAAUGUAACAAUUUCAAAGCUGUUGCCCUACACUAACUACACGUUCAUAAUUAAGGCAUACAACUUGAGAAGUAGUCAAAGUGGUCCUUCAAGGAAUAUUACUAUACAGACACGAGCUAGUGAACCGUCUUUACCACGCAAUGUACRACUUGUUAGUCCUACAAAUGUGUCCUUGACCAUUGCUUGGGAUUAUCCAGACCCACUGAAUGGACAUUUAUUGUACUGCACUAUAAUGGUUGCUGAAGUAGGGAAUAGUCAGUUUAUUGACCCAGUAAAGGCGUAUGUAAAUCCCUGUAUAGUCAAAUCUCUUAAACCGUUCAAGGAGUACUCAGUGUAUGUGUUUUGUACUACAAAUGGAGGUUCUGGUCCAAAAUCAGAGACGAAGACUUUUGGUACAUUACCAUCUGCUCCACCUCCAGUCACGCCUAUUAAGCCACCAAAUAAAGACACUAUCACACAAGACCAGAUAGUAAUAGAACUCGAAAAGGCAUCUGACUCCAACGGAAAAAUAAGCUACUACCAGGUGGUUGUGCUGGAGUUAUCAAGUAACAGCGAUGGAAAGGCCAUCAGGCCAGACAGAAACCCUGAUGAUUACACUCCAAAUGAACUGUAUACUUACAUACAAGCAAAACUACUGAAGCCAAAGCGUGUCCCAUACAUCGCAGCUCAAUUCCCAGCCGAGGAAUUCUCAAAAUAUCAACUAUUCAAAAUAGGGGACGGAAGGAAUUUCAGCAUAAGGGCAAGGAAACGAAGAGACACUACUGACCAGUAUUAUAAUGGACCAUUACAGCCGAGUACGUUUUAUACGAUGUUUCAAAGAGCGGCUGUAAACAAGGAUGUGUAUAGAUCUACUGGAUGGACUCAGCCAGUUACUACGUCAGAUGCAGCCACUAAACAGAAGAGAAAAGAACGUUCCUCUGAUACAAAUAUCGGUCUUGUGGCUGGGCUGUGUGUGACGCUAGUCUUUCUCAUCGUUGUUGCUAUAGUUGUGUUCCGGCUUGUGUGGAAGAAACGUCGUUUUCCAUUUGGUAUGAUGUUGGAUGAUGAAGGUGACUACUCGAAUCGAUCGUUUAAACUCAAGAAGAUAAGCAGAAGACGUACGUCUAGUCGUGGGUUGAUGGGAUCAACUGACUCACUUGAUAACCUCGAUGACAUAAACAGACGAAGAGAGCCUAUUCCCGUAGAUGCAUUUUCCAGUCAUGUGCGACAAAUGCAUAUUGAUGGAGACAUUGGUUUCUCUGAGGAAUAUGAGCUUGUCCAACCUGACGACACGGACUUUACGUGGCAACAUUCCCUGAUGCCAGUUAAUAAACAUAAGAACAGAUACGCUAAUAUUGUCGCUUACGAUCACUCGCGCGUUCUACUCGCUCCAAUUGAAGGUGUUCAAGGUUCUGAUUAUAUCAAUGCCAACUACAUCGAUGGUUAUAAUCGUUCUGGUGCGUACAUUGCCACUCAAGGGCCAUUGCCGGAGACUUUUGAUGACUUUUGGCGUAUGAUAUGGGAACAAGGAACUGCAACUAUUGUUAUGCUUACACAGUUAGAAGAACGUGGAAGGCGUAAAUGCGACCAGUACUGGCCGGACCGUGGCACACAUACGUACGGAAUGAUACGAGUGACCGCUAGCGAAUCAUCACACAUGUCUUACUACAACCUGCGUGUGUUUCUUAUAUCACACAAAGACGAUGAAGAAGAGCCACGACAAGUAAAGCAAUACCACUUUACUUCCUGGCCAGAUCAUGGAGUACCAACCCAUCCUGUACCUCUAUUAUCACUGGUUCGUACAGUUGCUCAUGCAAAUCCUUCAACAGCUGGACCAGCCAUAGUGCAUUGCAGUGCUGGGGUUGGUCGUACUGGUACUUACAUAACCUUAGAUUCUGUGCUGCAAAGAAUCGAGAAGGAGCAAACUAUAGAUGUAUAUGAAUUCGUACAGAAUAUGAGAUUGAAAAGGAAUCUGAUGGUGCAAACAGAGUCACAGUAUGUUUUUAUACACGACGCUCUAGUCGAGGCUGUAUCGUGCGGGAUUACCGAGUGCGAAGCUAAAAAGUUUGCAUCAAGGCUUCGUGAUCUACGUGAGACAGACCCCAAUUCAGGUCGUACCUACAUGGAAAAAGAAUUUCUUCGAUUGGUAAAAGAUGAGAGACAUCAUUCUACGUUCAAGGCGGCGAACAUGGGUGUCAAUUCAUCUAAAAACAGAUAUCUCAAUAUUCUACCAUAUGAACAAACAAGGGUUCCUUUAAAAAUGAGACCUGGAGAGGUUGGAUCUGAUUAUAUCAACGCGAGUUAUAUUGAUGGAUAUUGUCGUCGGAAGGUUUACAUUGCAACUCAAGCCCCUUUACCAUGUACAUUUGAGGAUUACUGGAGGAUGGUAUGGGAGCAGGGCUCUUGUGCUAUCGUCAUGUUGACUAAAGAAGAAGAAGCAGGAAAAGUGAAGUGUCAUCGUUACUGGCCGUCAGAUGGUACUCGUAUUUUUGGUGAUGUUUUAGUCGAGCUAACAGAGGAGGUGUCCUACACCGAUUAUACCAUGAGGCAGUUCAACAUGACCCAUACUGAGGAAAAGGACUGUCGAGUUGUGCGUCAAUACCAUUAUACUGACUGGCCUGACAUUGGACUACCAGAAUCUGGUGUUGGAAUUAUUGAUCUUAUUGGCCAGGUAGAAAAAUGGCAACAGCAAAGUAACAAUUCGAUUAUUACAGUCCAUUGCAGUGGUGGCGUUGGUCGUACAGGAGUGUACUGUGCUAUAAGUAUUCUAAUCGAACGAGUCAAGUCUGAAGGAGUGAUUGACGUAUUCCAGUCCGUGCAGUCAUUAAGAUUACAAAGACCUGCCAUGGUUCAAACUUUGGAACAGUACGAGUUUUGCUAUUCAACAUUGCAAGAGUACUUGGACUCCUUUGAUUUAUACGCAAAUUUUAAUUAGACUUUGGGACGUGAAUGGUGUCUCGUGCAAAACCCCCCGCGUUGAGAGUGGUCCAAAAAAUAAACUUGAGACAGUGAGGCCGCUGGACGUGCUAUACUUCAAUUUUGAUGAAUUCAGACUCAAUAUGAAAGCGUGAUCAUGUGGUGAUCAUGCAUCGUGCUGCGGGAUACCUGUGGCGAUAUAUGAAUUUACAGUUUGAUUCAGUCAAACACGCAUGCGUGUAUGUAAUUGCCGCUGGUCGAGAGUCCACUGAGUGAAACGAGAUCAAAGUAGAAUAAAUGGCGAUUUUAUAUUUUAGAUGUUUUUUAAUAUUUAGAUUACUUUUUGAAAUGAGAAGCGUUCUUAAUCUUGUUUGUAUAAAUAAGACGACAUGGAAUUACCAUAAAAAAUAUGUUUUGUUACACCCUUCCUUGUCGUGAGAGAAAUUAUUUUCAUAGAUAUUUCACUAAAAAGCUGUUUUUUAGUCUUUUCAAAAUGAAUAUGACUAAAUAACGAAACAAAGAGUUUAUUAUAGAUUAAUACUGACUAGUUCAUCACACGAAGGGUUGCUGUCGGUCGAUUCCUUUAUCGCUAUCCUUCCUGUUACAUUGAUCUUUGAAAAUAACGCCAAAGCUCUUUUCCUAUUAAGAAACUGUCAUGAGUGUUAAAAUUACUGACAGCACGUGAUAUAAUAGAACUCACAUUGUGAAGAAAGCAUCAUCUUACAUGUAAUUUUGUUGAAAAUACUGUACAAUGAAAAACUAAAAUUUCUUUAAUAAAAACUUUUCAGAUCAAUAUUGUAUUCAA
This is a messenger RNA of Exaiptasia diaphana, 7277 nucleotides long. RefSeq names its product receptor-type tyrosine-protein phosphatase S. Gene Ontology annotation, biological process: protein dephosphorylation. Gene Ontology annotation, molecular function: protein tyrosine phosphatase activity; protein binding. The record is from RefSeq and is a predicted model, not a curated record. Bases 429 to 6491 code for a protein of 2020 amino acids. NCBI's taxonomy places the organism in Eukaryota, Metazoa, Cnidaria, Anthozoa, Actiniaria, Aiptasiidae. The transcript has 28 exons.